CUACUUAUCCACGCCACAACCAGAAAUUCAGCUGAAAAAUGCAAAAACGAGCACAAUAAUCACCUCUACGGUUCCCUCCUUUUUUUUAUCCACGUGUCUCACCCUCCUCAUCUCAAUUCACAAAUAACCAUCACACCGUCUUUAUUCUUCGACCGUCGUCUCGCAUUGCAAUUUUGCGAAAUAUAAACCUCUAUUCCAUUCUUGUAAAGGAAUAAUACUAGUAUUUGUUACCAUUUGUGAAAGGAAAAUGCAUAAUAGAGAAAAAUAGUUGGGGAAAAGAUGGGAACAAAUAUGAGUGCUCUACUUAUACUAAGGAAAAAGGAGAAUUAAUUCCAUCCCCAACAUGAAUUGAUUAUUAUUAUUACAUCCAAAAUCCAAUUCCAGCAUAGGAAUAAUCUUUUUCCCCCCUAAGACAUGCUAUGAUACCACGUUCCAAUUACAAUUAGGCAAAAAGCAGUUAAUGCCAGUAGUGAAAUUGCAUUUCCAAGUUGAAACUGCAUUUACUUUUAAGCCUCAAACGCUAAUUUCGCAGUGCUAGAAUCUGAUUCCCUUCCAUUAAUCUUCACCAUCAUCACUCGAUCAGCAUGUGUAAACUGUAAGGCUAUUUAAUCACUGCAUGAUGCGAAUUCCGAAGAAGCCAUUCUCAUUUUCUCUCUCUAACUUCUCUCCUCAACUCGUAGCACCUCUUUUAUCUUCUCGCCUUUGCUUUGCCUUUGGAAUUUCCGUUAGAACUUCUCGCCCCUUCGCCAACAUCGCAUCACCAGGAACUAACCAGUUGCAUUCUCAAUAUUCAAUGGACGAGAACCAUGAUGCUGGAAUACAUGACCCAAGAUCAGUGGAUAUACCUGGCAAUGAUAGUGGAAAACAGCCACGUAUAUGGUCAUCUUCUCCUGAACAUGGAUUUAAAACUGAUAUAGGCAAACAGAUAUUCUGUAACCGGUCACUGAAUAUGAAGAACAUUGUUGCUGUUGGAUUUGACAUGGAUUAUACUCUGGCACAAUACAAACCUGAAACUUUUGAAUCCCUUGCUUAUCAAGGCACAAUUAAAAAGCUGGUUUACGAUUUGGGAUAUCCUAGCGAGUUACUAAAUUGGUCUUUUAACUGGAAGUACAUGGUCAGGGGCUUGGUUCUUGACAAAAAAAGAGGAAAUAUCUUGAAGAUGGAUCGCCACAAGUAUGUGAAAGUAGCCUAUCAUGGAUUUAGGGAGUUGUCAAAAGAAGAUAAAGUUGGGACCUACGGAAAUACUUUGGUACGCGAUUCAUUUGACGAGCCAGACUAUGCUCUAAUUGAUACACUCUUUUCUCUUGCGGAAGCCUACUUGUUUGCUCAACUGGUUGAUUUUAAGGAUUGUUAUCCUGGAAAGAUUCGAGAGGGCGUUGAUUAUGCUCGCAUGUAUAAAGAUGUUCGAGCUGCAGUUGAUUUGUGCCACCGUGAUGGGACGUUGAAGCAAAUGGUUGCUAAAGAUCCUGGAAGGUAUAUCAAUGAAGACAGCGCGAUAGUGCCUAUGCUUGAAAUGCUCAGAGAAUCUGGACGUGCAACAUUUUUAGUGACAAAUAGCUUAUGGGACUAUACAAACACUGUCAUGAAUUUCCUCUGUAGAUCCAGAAUGGUUGCUGGCAGUAACAAUUUUAACUGGCUUCAAUACUUUGAUGUUGUUAUCACUGGCAGUGCAAAGCCAGGAUUUUUUCACGAGGAAAAUCGUGCCAACCUAUUUGAGGUUGUGCCUGAGACUGGAAUGCUACUCAAUACAGAUAAUGGCUCUCCUAUGCCCCAGGUGGGUAACAUCUCGGCAAGGUUAUUCACAGAAGCAAAGAGUCAUGCUUGUCAAGUUUUCCAGGGAGGCAAUGUCGCUCAUCUGCAUAAACUGCUUUCCAUUGAAUCAAGUUCACAGGUUCUGUAUGUGGGGGAUCAUAUUUAUGGAGACAUACUGCGUAGCAAAAAGGUUCUUGGAUGGAGAACAAUGCUUGUAGUCCCAGAGCUUGAGAAGGAGGUUAAACUCCUCUGGGAAUCAAGGGACACCCGAAAGGAGCUUCAGUUCUUGAGGAGUGAGCGUGAUCGCAUUGAGGAUGAAGUACAUUAUUUGAAGUGGUCUCUCAAAUUCAAGAACCCAGAUGCUGAUGCCAAACAGAAGUUAUCUUCAGCACUUUAUAAAUUGGAGCUUGAAAGAGAGAGAAUGCGAUUAGUCCAUCAAGAAGCUCAAAGAAAAUUACAUCAAAGGUUUCAUGAACCAUGGGGACAGCUUAUGAAAACUGGUUAUCAGAAUUCUCGCUUUGCUCAUCAGGUUGAGAGAUUUGCCUGCCUUUAUACUAGCCAAGUAUCUAACUUGGCCAUGCACUCUCCAGACAAGUAUUACAGACCCAGUGAAGAUUUUAUGCAGCAUGAAUUUGGCAUUCUGACUUGUGAACCACGACAAAUGUAAGCUUAGGAAUUUGGGGCAGCAUCCCUUUGGAUUUGGAAUGUUGGAUUCUGAUAGGUCGUGCGUUUCUGAUUCCCAUUCCCCAUCUCUAGCUUGUUUUAGUCAUUCAAAGUGCCAUAUGAUAUUUUAAAUACUUGCUACAAGGGAAAAAAAACCUAGAUUUUAUCAUUAAAUUGUGUAUAGUUUGGUCCACCACUAAUGUGGGGGUGCUAGUGUGCAAUAGCGAUUUCAGAAAUUGAGUUCAUUUAAUAUACUUGCAGAUGAUUAGUUAGUAAACAAAUUGUAAAUGAAUUUUCAUUGAUAUUCACUAAUCUUUUGACACAUCAUUAUUUAUUCA
Messenger RNA from Cicer arietinum (chickpea), 2753 nucleotides. RefSeq lists its product as uncharacterized. Gene Ontology annotation, molecular function: 5'-nucleotidase activity. Lineage: Eukaryota; Viridiplantae; Streptophyta; Magnoliopsida; Fabales; Fabaceae. The record is from RefSeq and is a predicted model, not a curated record.